Acanthoscelides obtectus is the source of this 682-nucleotide messenger RNA. The record is from the annotation of a GenBank genome assembly. Lineage: Eukaryota; Metazoa; Arthropoda; Insecta; Coleoptera; Chrysomelidae.
UUUCUUCUGUAAUCAGUCGUUUUGAAAACAAGGCGCAAAAUGGACGUGGAAUUAAGUGCUCAUGAUAAAGCAAUAUUGAAUUGCGUCUUCAACCCAAGUCUUCCUUUAGAUGAAGUUGCUCAACUUCCACAAGAAGAACUCAAAGAUAAUGAAGUACUUGAUAAUCAUGAGGAGGAUACAAAGCAAAUGGAACUUGAAGCAAUACGUCUUGCUGAAACUGGAGACUUGGCAAGAGGGUUAGAAAUUAUAAAUAAAGCAAUUGAAAUCGCUCCUGCUAGACCUUCUUUAUAUAACAACAGGGCGCAUAUUUAUCAGUUUUUGAGAAAGUUUGAUGCUGCUCUUGAAGAUGUUCAAAAGGCAAUAAGUUUAUGUUCUGAUGACCAUAAGAAAACAUUGUGUUUAGCACACUGCCAGAGAGGAGUUCUCUACAGGAGAUCAGGCAAGUUAGACGAGGCAAAAGCAGAUUUUGAAGUCACGGCGAGGAUGGGAAAUCAAUUUGGAAAAAGUCAGUUGGUGGAGUUGAACCCAUACGCAGCUCUCUGCAACCAAAUGCUGAAGCAAGUAAUGGACACGUUGAAAUGAAAUAUGUACAAUAUAUUUAUAUCUCAUCCAGUAUAAUGUAUUAAAAUAAUACAGAUUAUAAAUGCAAGACCAUAAGUAGCGGGCUUGUAAUAAACCUAGC